CUUUGAUUCCGGUGGAUGUGUGUUGGAUGAGCUACCGCGGACAGCUACGAAGAACUCGGAGUGCGAAAAAGCGCGGUGUGCGUGAGAAACGGUCGGAAGUUGGCUGGUUGGCUCCCAUGGAAACUGUGUUUAUACAAUAGAGUUUGGGGCUCUACGGUGGACAUCGCAGGUUCAGCAGGUCCGAAGAAAUUUGCGAAGAAGACGACGACGGCGGAAAACUAUUACGAACACCGUAGCGGAAGUGUCGCUGUGAUGGUCGGUCGAUGUGAUGUUGUGAUAAUUAUUGGGGUGAGCACGCUGCUGGCGUUGGCGAUGGGAGGGUCCUAGAAUUGUGCUCCGGGGGGACAAAUGUACCGCGUGUCGACGACCUACAAGGAAAUUAUCGCCGCUAUUGACGGCUAGGAAACGGAUGUGUAUUGGCGCUCUGCCAAGCUGGCUCUUUCUCUCACUUGGUGAAGCAAAAGCAGCUGCUUCUCUAUUGUGUACUGGUGUCAAGCAGUGGAAACAGAAACAGUGCUGCGGGAUUGUGACAGCUUUUAUUGUGCGACACGACAUCGACAAAGUCGCAGCCAAAGGGAGCACCUACGAAGCGCGUUGAGACAGAGAAUUCGAAGGACGUUCACAGAACAAGAAGAAAAAGAAGUGAAGCUUGAUGGUGUAUUAAAUCAUAUGCAUGAGAGCGCGCCGAGUGCCGACGACGACGACUCCCGAUUUAUGUACGUUGAUUGCUGGUGGCCCAAAUACUGCGUAAACAUGAAAUAUAUACACAUUUAUCUGGAUUUAUUUAUGCCGGGAUCUACCGUUGCUGAGCGAACAUAAAACAUGGUGGUCCCACGACGACGGUGUUGGUAGACUAAGCGAAUUUCCGCGUAAUGCAGAAGAAUUAAACCCUGGGCCCAAGGUGGCAUGGCAAGGUGGAAUAUGGCUGCCACGGAGAUAGAUUGAAAAUCCUUGUAAUACGCUGCCGUAGAAGAGAAGAACUGUGUGAGCUCUGCAAAAGUGAAAAGUGUUGUUUAUUUAAGCCGGAUUUACAUAAAAAUCGAACCAUGAGAAACGCUAGAGUGGUGAUGUGCCGAAACGGGUUGGAGAGUCGGAUUGGCCAGCCCGCGUAACACUCGCGGCCAGGGAGAAGAAAGGGAAACCAAGCUAAGUCAGUUGGAGUUAGCUUUCGUGACCAUGUCGGAGAACAUCCUCGGGCACGGUUAAGUGGAAACCUCUUCCAGGCGUGGUGCUUCGUGGCAAUCAGUAGUGAAUCGAAUAAAUUGUUUUCCCAGCUUCCGACGGCGGUGCAGGACGGUGAACGGCCAAGCCAAUCGAACUGUUCGACGACGAGUUGUAGGACAAGAGGGCUUUCGGUUGAAGUCGACGCCAAACAGCAAAACUAACACAGCAGGAAGAAGAAGUCAAUAUCAACUGCCGGGGAAGCUUGAACAGCAAGCAGAAGCGGCCAACAAUGGAGGUUGUUUACAUGCAAAUUACAAUGGUGCUCAUACUGAUAGUGAAAUGUUUGCACGGAUCCCUGUCCGCCACGUUACAAGAAGCGAGUCCCCAGCAACCGCCGGCCGAUCCGGAGCCCGAGUUCGAGGGCACCAUCCAGAACGUAACGUUCCCCGCCGGACGGGAGGCCGUGCUAACGUGUUCCGUCAAGAACCUGGGCCGGUACAAGGUGGGCUGGUUGCGCGCCUCGGACCAAACCGUGCUGGCCCUGCAGGGUCGAGUCGUCACGCACAACAUCCGGAUCAGCGUGGUGCACGAGGACAUGCGCACGUGGCGGCUGCGGAUACGACAGUUGCGCGAGUCCGACCGGGGCUGCUACAUGUGCCAGAUCAAUGCCAGCCCGAUGAAGAAGCAGAUCGGGUGCAUCGAUGUGCAAGUCCCCCCGGACAUAAUCAACGAGGAGUCGUCGGCAGAUAUCGCCGUGCAGGAGGGUGAGGACGCGACGAUCGUGUGCAAGGCGGUGGGCCAUCCCACGCCCCGUGUCACCUGGAAGCGCGAGGACGGCGAAUAUAUGCUGCUGCGGAAGCCCCAGAGCCGGGAGCUGAUUAGAGUUGACUCCUUCAACGGCACCCACCUGCAUCUGCCCAAGCUGGAACGGAGACAGAUGGGGGCGUAUCUGUGCAUAGCGUCGAACGAUGUUCCGCCGGCAGUCAGCAAACGGGUUUCCCUAAGUGUGCACUUUGCGCCCUCGGUACGUCCGACGAGCCAACUUCUGGGCGCCCCGCUCGGGUCGGACGUGCAGCUCGAGUGCACCGUCGAGUCGUCCCCGAUGCCGGUGUCCUAUUGGCUGAAAGGGGGCCGCGUACUGCCCCCCAACUUUGCCGGCAUCACCAACGGCGUCUACGAGCAGGGCCAGAUGAGGCCGGAAAUGCUCCUCGAUGGGCCCAAGUACGGCAUCACCGAGGAGCGGCACGGCUUCCGGACGAACAUGCGGCUGGUGGUGCGAUUUUUUUCGCCAAACGACGUCGGUACCUACCACUGCGUCAGUACCAACUCCCUGGGGAAGGCCGACGGAACGAUGAGACUGUACGAAAUAAAAAUUCAUCCGGGUGGAGUGCAAACAAGCGACGAUCAAUUAAAUAUAAUUGGAGGUCUUGCGGAGGCCGCCCGAGGUCGGGGCAACUCGAGUGCCAAUUCAUUAGUGUCCGGUCGCCGGCCUUGGCUGUCGGUGCUGCUCGUACUGCUGGCCUCCUCGAUAUUGGCAACACUGGGCUCGGCCAACAGAUGACAGCACCACCACCGGCACCCAAACAGGACGACGACGACGACGACGACGAGGAUGGUGUUAGCAUAAGUCAGCGCCACUGUCGGGGCAGUAAAUGGUACGGCACAAAUGGUGUGAGUGUGUGUACUUGUGAAGGUGUGCAUGGGUGCGUGUGCGCAAUCGGCCAAAUUAAGGUGAGAAAUCGAGUGUGAGUAUGAUCGAGAGUGUGAAAAUCACAGCUGAGCUACUUUUGCUACAAUAAUGGCGAAGAGAAAAGAAAGAAAAACUGAAUUUAAGAUAAUAACAAUACAUGAUAGCUAAUUGAUAACGGAAGAAAAAUCCAAAACACAAAACCAAACUAUUGAAUCCAUUCUCCUUCUCUGUGCGUAAAUCAAAGUGAAACGAAAAGCUGCUUGUAGAAUGUUACACAAACAAAAACCAAAAGAAAAACGAAUCGAUUGUAAUCCGCAAGAUCGAAUGUAAAUUUUAACGACUAAACAUAGAUACUGCUUAUACCAUACACACACACACACACGCACGCGUGCUGACAAAAGAAGACAGGUUAAGAAACAAAAGAAACUGAAAAGCUUAUAAGCCCAUCUAUCAAGAAACGAAUCGCAAACACUCAAACUCACAGACACAUCAACGAAAAAUAAAAGCUCUCAAAAGGCGGAAAAAAGUUAAGUAAAAAUCAUCAUGCAUAAUCAGCUGGAAAUUGUAGACUGAAAAUUAAGUACUGGGGAAGGGAGAAGAGGAGAAAGUCAAACAAGAGGAUUUUAAAGGAUUAUAAAAUUGCCAACCAGAGAGCGCCAUCACACGGCUGCUGCUGCUGCUGCUGGGCGAGGUGGUGUGAGUGCCACGGCAAAGCUUUGACGUCUCUUUCGCGCGUACACAUGCUCCCAUAAAGCUUUCAGAAGCGCCAUAGUUACAGUUCGGCGCCAUAGAUGAGAGAGGGAAAUUUUUAAAGCUUUAUAAUGGUGUUGAAUGAUGAAAGUCUGAAUCAACUUUGAUUAUAAUGCAUCCAUCAAAAUGCAAUAAAGUUUGUUAUUGCAAGACCCGGAUAAGCGCACUGGGCGAGAGGGGCGGGGAAGACGAAGGGGUCGUGCAAAUAGAUGGUGGUGCUGCCAGGGAGGUUCUUGAGCGGAGAAUUGAAAUUUAAUAAUUAGUUAAUUUAUUUAAUAAUUCAUAAACACAAAUUGGAACUCAUCAAAAGCAAUUAUAUUUCCAAACUAAUUUUUAGAGAAAUAAAAAUGUAUGUGUUUGAAGAUUUGAACAAGUCAACGUUGUCAUGCAAUCUUGCCGCACGUCGCUUUUUGACAUUCUGAGAGAAAACGCGUUUUAUUGUUUGACCAUGAAUAAACAAAAAAAAACAAGAGCAAGCAAUGUAAACAAUGACAAACACGUUUUUUUAGGCUGACCAUUCUGAGCAUUGUCCCGAAGUCUAGUUGAAUUAAGAUGCCAGAACAGUAGUCGGGCAUGUACGUGUGUCAAACGCCAAACGCCGUGUGUCGAUCAUUUUUCUUUUCUUGUCAAGAUAUCUCCGAAAAUUACGUUCUUAAUCAAAACCCAAUCACUUUUUUUGGGAUCAACAAAAGUGAUCAUUAGGGUGACAGGAAAAAUUGAAAUUUUGAGAUAGGGUGUUUUAACCAUUAGUGGACCCCCUAGUAGAGCCGAAGCACAUUUUCCAAAAAUUUUCAAUAUGUUCAGCACUUUUUCAUAGCUCUUUGUACAAAACAA
Molecule: messenger RNA, 4438 nt
Organism: Culex quinquefasciatus (southern house mosquito)
Lineage: Eukaryota; Metazoa; Arthropoda; Insecta; Diptera; Culicidae
Gene: DIP-gamma
Product: lachesin
Exons: 9
Coding region: 1454-2725 (423 amino acids)
Cellular component (GO): neuron projection
Source: RefSeq, a predicted model, not a curated record